AUGCUGAGGGGAGGCAGGGAGGUGCACACGGGCGCCUUCAUCGCUCGCAUCGAGGAUGCUCUGCGCAAGGCCAGUAUCUACCAGGACGACCUGGCCCAGGCCCUGGCAGCCAGCCUCAUGCCCCUAGACAGGCUGGAGGGCGAGGCAGGGGCGGCGGUGGCCCUGAGCAUGGAGAUGGAGGAGGAGCCGCCGCUCGUCAGAGAGGAGGCCCUGCUGCGGGGCCUGCUGGCCUGGUUCAAGUCCGAGUUCUUCACCUGGACCGACCGGCCGGUGUGCGGGUACUGCGAUGGCAAAGACACCACCCGCCUGGCCCGGACGGCGGCGCCCGAUUCGCGGGAGGCAGCCCACCUGGCUUCGGUCGUGGAGGUGUACACCUGCUCGGCCUGUGGCGCGGAGACCCGCUUCCCGCGCUACAACGACCCGCUGAAGCUGCUGGAGACGCGCCGCGGGCGGUGCGGGGAGUGGGCCAACGCCUUCGCGCUGUGCUGCGCCGCUGCGGGCCUCCGCGCCCGCCAGGCCCUGGACUGGACCGACCACGUGUGGGCGGAGGUGUUCCUGCCGCUGCGGGCGGGGGAGGCGCCGGGGCGCUGGGUGCACGCCGAUCCCUGCGAGGCCGCCAUGGACACCCCGCUCCUCUACGAGGCUGGCUGGGGCAAGCGGCUGUCGUACGUGAUUGCUGUGGACGAGAACGGUGUGGUGGAUGUGUCCUGCAGGUAUGCGCGCGACUGGGAGGCCAUGAAGGCGCGCCGAGUGCUCGUGGACGCAGACUGGUUGAAAGAGUACCUGGCUCAUACGACGGCGCAGCUGCGCAGCCACCUCUCGGCCGACCAACUCGCAGAGCUGGCGGCCAGGGACGCGGCCGACGCGGCCAGGGACCCAAACCCAGUCCCUACCCGCCAGAGGUUGCCGGGCCGGCAGUCGGGGAGCGAGACCUGGGUGGCGUCCCGUGGCGAGGGUGGGGGGAACAAAGCUGGCGCCGCAGACGAGGGCCCAGCCGCAGCUGGGCCGCCCUUGGUGCGAUAUCGCCUGGCCGGGGACGAGGGGGUGGCCGCCCGCCUCCCCGGCCGGCUGACGGGGGGUGCGGUCAGGGCCUCCGGGCAAAACGGCGAGGCGGAGGGCGCUGUGCGGGCGCUUGACGGGGACCCAGCCACCAAGUGGCUGGAUUUCGGGGGCGGCGCCCUCGGCGCGGUCCCCUGGCUCGAGUACCGGGUGCGAGGGGGGGCAGGGAAGGCUGGCGUGGAGGUGGCGCGCUACGUGCUGACCGCCGGGAACGAUGCGCCGGCGAGGGACCCCAAGGCUGUUGCCCUGGAGGGCCAGCGGCCCGGCAGCUCAGAAUGGGUGACGCUGGACGAAAGGGAGGGGCUGUGCUUCCCCGAGCGCGGCAGUGCGCUGUCCUUUGACCUGCCCACCGAGUCGUGCUUCCCCUGUGUGGCCUUCCGCCUGCGCAUCCUGGAGCUCUUGGAUCGAGCGGCAGCCGGGGCGGUGCAGCUGGCGUGCUGGGACUUGUAUGUUGCACAGUAG
Molecule: messenger RNA, 1521 nt
Organism: Auxenochlorella protothecoides
Lineage: Eukaryota; Viridiplantae; Chlorophyta; Trebouxiophyceae; Chlorellales; Chlorellaceae
Product: Peptide-N(4)-(N-acetyl-beta-glucosaminyl)asparagine amidase
Exons: 6
Coding region: 1-1521 (506 amino acids)
Biological process (GO): protein quality control for misfolded or incompletely synthesized proteins; protein deglycosylation; glycoprotein catabolic process
Cellular component (GO): nucleus; cytosol
Molecular function (GO): peptide-N4-(N-acetyl-beta-glucosaminyl)asparagine amidase activity
Source: RefSeq, a predicted model, not a curated record